Messenger RNA from Phoenix dactylifera (date palm), 2203 nucleotides. Its product is annotated as ArgH (DUF639). The record is from RefSeq and is a predicted model, not a curated record. Lineage: Eukaryota; Viridiplantae; Streptophyta; Magnoliopsida; Arecales; Arecaceae.
AUGAGGAAGCAUCUAUCCUCCAUUGCCAACGAUCUCCUCCUAAGAUGUUCCCAGAAAUUGGACACUUCCAUUGAUGCUCUGGUGGAAGAAUUUGAGAUGGGCGUGAAGCCUGCAAUAGAUAACUAUUCAAGGGGACUAGUCGAGUUCUGCAGCUCAAAGGCACUUGAAAAUGAAUGUUGUGACUUGGAGGAGAAGAUCACUGAUGGAUCAUUAAGCCGAUUCACUUAUGAUAUGAUGCUGGCAUGGGAGAGACCCAGCUCAGCUGAUGAGGAGCCUGAUUCGGAGAGCAUUGCCAAGGAGAAAGAAGAUAGAAAGGAGCCUCUUAGAGGGAAUGAGGGGCAGUUAAAUGAUGAUAUCCCCCUUUUCUAUUCAGACAUCAUGCCACUCCUUGUCAGUGAAGAGCGAAGUGUUGGAGAAGAUGCAUUCGUAUGGUUGGCCUCCUUGCUUCCUUUGGUUGCUGAUGUUGUGAAUGCACGAUUCACUUUUGAAACUCUUACGGCACCGACGGCCUGCCGGCUUCAUUUUCCUGCUUAUGAUAGAUUUCUCAAAGAAAUGGACAAGUGUAUUAAGUAUCUGCAGAAACAAACAGCACCAACCGGUUUCGAAUUGGCAGAAGAUGAAUUCAUAUUGCAUGUGGAGGGAACUGCAAGAACACAGAGAGUGGUACGCCAUAUCGGAGCAACCAGUUGGCCAGGUAGGCUCACUCUAACCAAUCAAGCACUCUACUUCGAGGCUUCCGGAGUAGUAUCAUAUGAAACUGCCAUGAAGGUUGAUCUUUCUAAAACUGAUGUUGAUCAUCAAGUGAAAGCAGCAUCUACGGGUCCUUGGGGUGCUCCAUUGUUUGACAAAGCUAUCAUUUAUGAGUCUUGUCAACUCUCAGAACCUUUGGUGUUAGAGUUUCCUGAGAUGACAAGCUCUACUAGACGUGAGCACUGGCUUACUCUAAUAAAGGAAAUUAUUCUACUUCACCGUUUCAUAUUAAGAGUUGACAUAGAAUCCCCUAUGCAAGCAUUGGAGAUGCAUGCAAGAACUAUUUUGGGAGUCUUGAGGCUCCAUGCAGCAAGAGAGAUGUUAAGAAUAUCGCCACCGGUUCCCACUAAUUUUUUGAUUUUCUCGUUGUAUGAUGACCUCCCUAAGGGUGAUUACGUGUUGGGAGAAUUAUCUAAUAGUUUGAAGCAGAAAAAUAGGAUGAAACAUUGUAAUGCUGCCUCUAUAUUGAAGGGUUUAAACAUGUCCCUUCCAUUGGACUCGAUGGAAAUGAAGGAAGGGUUUGAAGAACACCCAAGCAACCAAGCAGAGACACUGGCAUCUUUAGAAACAACUAUUGGUCAAGUAAGGGAGGAAGCAAAGGAAGCUAGUAUUGCCCAAGCUACUAUUGAAGAUAUGAAAGCAGAAGGGAUCAGCGAUAGCCUUCUUGUUCUAGUGGAGCUACUGAGCCCACUUAAAAAUGUGCUACCUUGGUUCCAAAGAAUUCUGUCAUGGGAGAUGCCAACAACCACUUUCUUUGUCCUCGCGAUGAGCUUAGUCAUCAUAUACAAGGAAUGGGUUGGUUAUGCCAUUGCAGUGUUCAUGAUGUGUGGAGUUGGAAUGAUGCUUUGGGCUAGAAGGAAAAGAAUGGGAGAAAAAUGCAAUGACGUGGUUGUUUCCACCUCCUCAGACAAAACUACAAUGGAAAGCAUAGUUGCAGCCCAACAUAGUUUGAAAAAUUUACAUGAAUUGAUUAAGACAGUAAACAUUGCAAUAUUGAAAAGUUGGUCGAUAAUAGUAUCAAAGGCCCCCAAGCAUGCUAAUUUGGUCAUGUGGGCAAUGACUGGUGGGGCAGCUCUUCUGGUGGCAGUUCCAUUCAAGUUUGUGUUAAUGGGUUCGAUAUUGUACUUCUUCAUGACUAAUUUAAAGGCAGGAAAAUCCAUGUCAAGUGCUCAAGGUGACAGGCGACUGAGGGAGUGGUGGGAGUCAAUACCUAUCAUUCCUGUUCGCAUUGUGAACAGCCCUCCUUGAGAGUAUUGGUAUCACAUCCUUGCAAAAGUCUCGAUAUGAUUUCUGAUAUAUACCCCACAGACAUAGAAAGAACACUUCUCCUCACGGUUGUAUUUUUCAAGCUAUGCUUGUGCAGUAAACAGUUUGAAGAGAUCUUGUGGAUGCUAUAUGCUUUGUAGAAGUGAUUGCUCCAUAAUUUUAUCACUUGCCAUGGAUUGCAAAGCUU